Molecule: messenger RNA, 5238 nt
Organism: Otolemur garnettii (small-eared galago)
Lineage: Eukaryota; Metazoa; Chordata; Mammalia; Primates; Galagidae
Gene: LAMB3
Product: laminin subunit beta 3
Exons: 22
Coding region: 1372-4863 (1163 amino acids)
Cellular component (GO): basement membrane
Source: RefSeq, a predicted model, not a curated record
CUCGAAAUGCCCAGUUUGAUCCACAAAAUUCUGUAUUUUUCCCUUAAGGGUUUUCAAACUAAUUUCUUGGCAUAACCCUCCUUACCUCCAGUGGUAGAGAACUUUCUGUUUAGGAGACAGUGAAGGCUGGAAUAGGUAGUUAAGAGUCUCCUUUAAAUUGCAGCUUUGAGGCAAUAGCAUUCCAAAAAUGAUGCCAGGGCAGGCUUUCCAGGGCCAAGAUAUGGACUGGGUGACCUUCCAGAUCUCCCUAAAAGUUCUCUGACCCCAACCUGGGGGGAGUGUGCUCUGUGAGACCAGCCCCUCAAUCUGGACCUGUUACUUCCAUUCACAGUGGCUCUAGGCCCAGGAGUCCAAUAAGGAGCCCGCCCAGGAGCCCACAAUGGAAGCUGUGUUCUCAGGCCUGGCAGGCAGCCAGGGGAAGUCUGCUUUGACUCUGUUAGUCCAGCUCUGCUUCAGCCUGUCCUCCCACCACUUGUGGCCAGGUCUGAUUUCUGGCCCUCCAGGCGGGCAUUCUUGCCCAGGGAGGGAGGGGCUAGGAGACCAACCCUUCUUGCAAGUGGGGGCAGUGACUCACAGGUAGUUACCUGUCCUAGGGCUCCCUGCCAACCCUGCAGAGGAGCUGGAGGGGAGGCAUUUCAAGUCACUCUGUUCAUUCCUCUUACACUUUCCCUGGAUGAGUUGAGUUUUGAUCCCUUCCUGACAAACCUUUCCUUUUAAGGAUUCUCCAAAGUCCUCAAGAAGCCGGGAUUUUCCACUUACUUUUUUCCCUGGGGAGGGGGUUGGUGCUUUCUGGGGUCCUUCCUGGAUAUUUGGAACUUUUCACCCAGUGACACAUCUGGGGCUUUGAUGCUUUAUAUACAAGCCCUGAUCUUUGCAUCCUCUGCUUAGUCGUCUAUCUAGGGUGGUCUAGGAUAUAGAGGAAGCUGGCCUCAACUGGCCUUGGGGAAGUGCCAAGUACAGUGCCUGGCACAGAUGUGAAGGCCUUUCCCUCCCCUAGGAAUUCUGAUCUCUGACAAUCACUAACUUUGCCUGGUGCCUCCAUGUGAGGUGCCCCCAAGGCACCUCCAGGGAGGAGGGCACUGCAGAGCUUGCUGUGAGGCCUCUGGUACGGACCCACUUGCCCAGUCCCGUCCAGGGGGGUGGGGGUGCAGUGACGAGAUGGGCGUGACGGCUGCCAGAUUCCUGAGGCCCGCCCUGAAGUGGGGCUACGCCCAGCUAGGGAGUCUCCAGAGGUGAGGCUGUUGUUUAAAAGCUGGAGCCAGAAGAGAAGACCCCCACAUUCAAGGGGAGCUCUCAGGUGAUCUGGAGAAAGGACAGCAGCGGCACAGAGCGAGGUGAGGUCCUCUCUGGGGAUCACCCCCUUGGCUAAAGAUGAGACCACUCCUUCUCCUGUGUUUCACCCUGCCUGGCCUCCUGUGUGCCCAGCAAGCCUGCUCUCGUGGGGCCUGCUAUCCACCUGCUGGGGACCUGCUCAUUGGGAGGACCCAAUUUCUCCGUGCUUCAUCGACCUGUGGACUGACCAAGCCUGAGACCUACUGCACCCACCAUGGCGAGUGGCAGAUGAAAUGCUGCAGGUGUGACUCCAGGCUGCCUCACAAUUACAACAGUCACCGAGUGGAGAAUGUGGUGUCAUCCUCAGGACCCAUGCGCUGGUGGCAGUCCCAGAACGAUGUGAACCCUGUCUCUCUGCAGCUGGACCUGGACAGGAGAUUCCAGCUUCGGGAUAUCAUGAUGGAGUUUAAGGGGCCCAUGCCCGCUGGCAUGCUGAUCGAACGCUCCUCAGACUUUGGCAAGACCUGGCAGGUGUACCAGUACCUAGCUGCCGACUGUACCUCCACCUUUCCCAGGGUUCGCCAGGGCCAGCCUCAGACCUGGCAGGAUGCUCGAUGCCAGUCUCUGCCCCAGAGGCCAAAUGGACAUCUAAAUGGGGGGAAGGUACAACUUAAUCUUAUGAAUUUAGCAUCUGGGAUUCCAGCAACACAAAGUCAAAAAAUUCAAGAGUUGGGAGAGAUCACAAACUUGAGAGUGAACUUCACCAGGCUGGCACCCAUGCCCCAGCGGGGCUACCAUCCCCCCAGCGCCUACUAUGCAGUGUCCCAGCUACGUCUGCAGGGGAGCUGCUUCUGCCAUGGCCAUGCUGACCGCUGUGCCCCCAAGCCUGGAGCCUCAGCUGGCCCCUCCACCGCUGUGCAGGUGCACGAUGUCUGCGUCUGCCAGCACAACACAGCCGGCCCCAACUGUGAGCGCUGUGCACCCUUCUACAACAACCGGCCCUGGAGACCUGCGGAGGCCCAGGACCCCCACGUAUGCCAAAGGUGCGAGUGCAACGGACACUCGGAGACAUGUCACUUCGACCCAGCUGUGUUUGCUGCCAGCCAGGGGACACAUGGAGGUGUAUGUGACAACUGCCGGGACCACACCGAAGGCAGGAACUGUGAGCGGUGUCAGCUGCACUAUUUCCGGAACCGGCGGCCCGGGGCCCCCAUUGAGGAGACCUGUAUCCCCUGCGAGUGUGACCCGGAUGGGGCAGUGCCAGGGGCUCCCUGCGACCCAGUGACUGGGAAGUGUGUGUGCAAGGAGCAUGUUCAGGGAGAGCGCUGUGACCUGUGCAAGCCGGGCUUCACUGGACUCACCAACGCCAACCCGCAGGGCUGCCACCGCUGUGACUGCAGCCUCCUGGGGGCCCGGCAGGACAUGCCUUGUGAUGAGGAGACUGGACGCUGCCUGUGCCUGCCUAACGUGGUAGGCCCCAAAUGUGACCAGUGUGCUCCCUACCACUGGAAGCUGGCCAGUGGCCAGGGCUGCCAACCAUGUGCCUGUGACCCACACAACUCCCUCAGCCCCCAGUGCAAUCAGUUCACAGGGCAAUGCCCCUGUCAGGAAGGGUUUGGAGGCCUGACAUGCAAUGCCGCAGCCAUCCGCCAGUGUCCAGACAGGACCCACGGAGAUGCAGCCACGGGCUGCAGAGCCUGUGACUGCGACUUCCGGGGAACAGAGGGCCCGGGCUGUGACAAGGCCUCAGGGCGCUGCCUCUGCCGCCCUGGCUUAACUGGUCCCCGCUGUGACCAGUGCCAGCGAGGCUAUUGCAAUCGCUACCCAGUGUGUGUGGCCUGCCACCCUUGCUUCCAGACCUACGAUGCAGACCUCCGGGAGCAGGCCCUGCGCUUGGGCAACCUCCGCAAUGCCACUGCCAGCCUGUGGGCAGGGCCGGGCCUGGAGGACCAUGGCCUGGUGUCCCGGAUGCAAGACACAAAGAGGAAGGUCGAGCAGAUCCGAGCAAUUCUCAGCGGUGCCUCUGUCACAGAGCAGGAGGUGGCCCAGGUGGCCAAUGACAUUUCCUCCAUCAGGCGAACUCUCCAGGGCCUGCAGCCAGACCUGCCCCUAGAGGAGGAGAUCUUGUCCCUCCCUGGAGACCUGGAGAGUCUGGACAGAAGCUUCAAUCACCUACUGGUUAUGUAUCAGAACAAGAGGCAGCAGUUUGAAAAAUUCAGCAGUGCCGAUCCGUCAGGAGCCUUCCGGCUGCUGACCACAGCCUAUGAGCGGUCAUCCCAGGCUGCUCAGCAGGUCUCUGACAGCUCCCGCUUGCUGCGCCAGCUCAGGGACAGCCGGAAGGAGGCAGAGAGGCUGGAGGUACAGGCAGGAGGAGGAAGCGCCGGUGGCCCCCAGCUCGCUGCACUGAGGCUAGAGAUGGCUUCUCUGCCUGACCUGACACCCACCAUCAACAAGCUCUGUGGUGGCUCUAGGCAGACGGCCUGCACCCCAGGAGCAUGUCCUGGUGAGCUGUGUCCCCGAGAUAAUGGCACGGCCUGUGGCUCCCACUGCAGGGGUGCCUUACCCAGGGCUGGUGGGGCCUUCCGGACAGCGGGGCAGGUGGCUGAGCAGCUGCAGGGCUUUGAUGCCCAGCUCCAGCAGACCAGGCAAAUGGUAGAAGGGCAGCAGCUCCUUGGGGUACCACAGCAAGGAUGUCAGUGGGUGACUUCUGCUGUGGGGGCUGCUCAACCUGGACAGGCCUCAGAUCUCCACCUGAUGGGUGGCUGUCUUCCAGAUCCCGACACCAGUGCAGCCACCAUCCAGGAAGUCAGUGAGGCUGUGCUGGCCCUGUGGCUGCCCACAGACUCAGCAACAGUCCUGCGGAAAAUGAAUGAGAUCCAGGCCAUUGCAGCCAAGCUCCCCAAUGUGGACCUGGUGCUGUCCCAGACCAAGCAGGACAUUGCCCGGGCCCGCAGACUCCAGGCUGAGGCUGAGCAGGCCAGGAUCCGAGCCCACACAGUGGAGGGCCAGGUGGAGGACGUAAUUGGGAACCUGCGGCAGGGCACGGUGGCACUGCAGGAGGCUCAGGACACCAUGCAAGGCACCAGCCGCUCCCUUCAGCUUAUCCAGGACAGGGUUGCUGAGGUUCAGCAGGUACUGGGGCCAGCAGAAAGGCUAGUGACAGGCAUGAUGGAGCAGCUGGGUGACUUCUGGGCACGGAUGGGGGAGCUCCGCCGCCAGGCCCAACAGCAGCAGGCACAGGCCAUCCAGGUCCAGCAGCUUGCAGACAGGACCAGCAAGCAUGCACUGAGUGCACAGGAGGGAUUUGAGAGGAUAAAGCAAAAAUAUGCUGAGUUAAAGGACCGGUUGGGUCAGAGUCCCAUGCUGGGUGAGCAGGGCAGCCGAAUCCUGAGUGUCAAGACAGAGGCGGAAGAGCUGUUUGGGGAGACCAUGGAGAUGAUGGACAGGAUGAAAGAUAUGGAGUCAGAGCUGCUACGGGGCAGUCAGGCCAUCAUGCUGCGCUCGGCGGACCUGACGGGGCUGGAGAAGCGUGUGGAGCAGAUCCGAGACCACAUCAACGAACGCGUGCUCUACUAUGCCACCUGCAAGUGAGGCUCCAGGCCCCGGCCUGGCCCCACUCACCUGCCCCCUUUGCUCUUAGGGGGUAGGUUGGGUUGGAAUGCUUUCCAGCUCCAGGAGACUUUGCUGCUGCCUAAGGCACAGCCUGGACCACCCCUGGUGUGCAGUUGUUAAGGUCACCCUGGACUUCUGCGGAGCCUGAGUGGCUGGGACGACUAACUACAUUUGAAGGACAGAAGUGGUGGAGGUGGACAUGUUACCAUGACUAGGAGCUCCCGAGUCAAGGGAGCUGGGCCGGGCAGUGUCCUCGCCCUUUGUUCUCUGUUGUAGCUGAAUCCUAGACCAACACAAACACUUAACUAAAAAUAAUGUAAAAAUGAAAAGCCCAAUAAAAACCUGAGGAAAGAA